Sporothrix brasiliensis 5110 is the source of this 1425-nucleotide messenger RNA. RefSeq lists its product as uncharacterized. The coding region runs from base 1 to 1425 and encodes 474 amino acids. Lineage: Eukaryota; Fungi; Ascomycota; Sordariomycetes; Ophiostomatales; Ophiostomataceae. The transcript has 2 exons. The record is from RefSeq and is a predicted model, not a curated record.
AUGCCUACAACGAUUUGUCGCGCCGAUGGGCAGAGAAUUGACAUCACGGCCGCUCUCGGCAGUGAGGCCAAUGUCCUCUCGGAGCACCACCAAUAUAUGGGCGAGGUUGCGUUCAAGUUCCAUCUGUGGCAGCGGCGAGCGGCUUUGGAACGGCUUGUUGCCUUGCAUGUCGGGGUUGAUGCGGCGUGUGUGAAGACCGGACAUCCCAAGACAUGGCGCGCAGGCUCCUUCAACGUGGCCAUCCCGCUGCUUCUGUUCGAUUGCGCGGAUGCAGCAGAAGACCAGCACGACAAGCCGACCGAGACGCCUGAGAAUCAGCAGGUCAGGCGUGUUGUGCUUCGCUGCCCACUGCCGAUGAGCUGCGCCGAGACGAACUACCCCGGUUCGAUUCUGGAAAAGAUGCGGUGUGAGGUGGCAUCGUAUGUGUGGAUGCAGCGCCACUGCCCCGAAGUUCGGAUCCCCCACCUAUACGGGUUUGGCUUUCCAAAUAGCACCCCACCGAUGACAAAAGAGCCUGCCAAGAUGCGCAACUUGUUUCGCGGCAUCUCCCAAAUCAUCCUCGCGUUGGCCCGCAUUCCCCAGCCGAGGAUCGGCGCAUUUUGUUUCAACGACGACGGCACGAUCUCCUUGGACAACCGGCCGCUUACGUGGGACAUAGUUCGUUCCGAGAACGAAGGGGCGCCGAGGACGAUGGCCGUCGACAAGACGUACACUGAUGUCGGCCAGUAUGUCUUGGAUACAAUGACGUUCCACGACGAACGCUUCCUCGCGGCACCACAUGCAGCACACAACGAAGCCGACUGCAAGGGCCAAAUGGCAAUUCGAGCAUUCCUCCGUGCCGUCGCACCUCGUUUUGUAGACAACAGUCGACGGAACGGGCCCUUUGCCUUGUUUAUGGCGGACCAAAACGCGACGAAUAUCAUGGUGGACUCCAAUUGGAAUGUGACUGGGAUCUUCGAUUUAGAGUGGAUUGUCUCCGCGCCCAUCGACAUGCCUCACACGCCACGCUGGCUCACGUGGGAACAGAUCGACUGCAUUGCCGGCGAGGGAUAUGGGGAAUACGACCGGAUGCGAGGUGCCUUUAUGGAGGUAUUCAAAGAAGAAGAGCGCCAUGCGGACACAAGUGCGCUGGAGGCAGCCCAUGGCGGAACUCUAAGCUCGAUCUUGGAUGCGAGCUGGGUUUCAAAGCAGGUCUGGUUUUACCGGGCAUUGCUGUCGUCCCACGCUAUCGAUCUCCUUACAGAGAGGCAGCUUGUUCCCCUGCAUUACCCGGGGGAGUUUCCUGUGCCCGCGGUCUUCUCAACGUGGUGUACAAACCCAGAGGAGACCGUGGCAGGCAAACUUGCCGAUCGUAGGGCCUAUGAAGAAAGGAUACUGAAGCUGUUUGCGCAAAUAACAAAAGCAAAUGACACAGCAGCUUCAUAA